Molecule: messenger RNA, 1210 nt
Organism: Cynara cardunculus var. scolymus (artichoke)
Lineage: Eukaryota; Viridiplantae; Streptophyta; Magnoliopsida; Asterales; Asteraceae
Product: homeobox-leucine zipper protein HOX20-like
Exons: 3
Coding region: 199-1110 (303 amino acids)
Biological process (GO): positive regulation of DNA-templated transcription
Cellular component (GO): nucleus
Molecular function (GO): sequence-specific DNA binding; DNA-binding transcription factor activity, RNA polymerase II-specific
Source: RefSeq, a predicted model, not a curated record
AAAUUCAUUUUCUCUUCUCUCCUCAAUUUCUCAAGAUUUCCAUUUUCUUUUUCCUUUUUUUUUUAAAAAACCCACAAAACAAAUUCUUGAUUGGUGUGUUCUUAUCCAAGAUUUUGAAUCUUUUCUUUCAAAGGAAAAAUAAAUACACUCUUGAUUGGUGUGUUUUUAUCGAAGAUUUUGCUGUCCAAAUUCAAAGUCAUGAAGAGGAACUUCAAUUGCUCUGAUUCUUUGACUCAUUUUCUCUCACACCCACUUGAAGCGGAGAUGAAAGCAGAAGAGGAGUGCAUUUAUAACGGAGAAUUUCAGUCAAUGGUGGACGGUGGUGGUGGUGGUGGUGGUGGUGGAGAUGGAGAAGACUACGGUGGAGAAGAAACAGGUCAAUUUGGUGACAAGAAGAGAAGAUUAAGCAAUCAUCAAGUGAAAUCAUUGGAGAAAAUCUUUGAAGUUGAUAACAAACUUGAUCCAGAUAGGAAAGUGAAGGUGGCCCAAGAUUUGGGAUUGCAGCCACGGCAGGUGGCGAUUUGGUUCCAGAACCGCCGUGCACGGUGGAAGACCAAACAGUUGGAGAGAGACUACACUCUUCUUAAGUCCAGUUAUGACACUCUUAAGCAAAAUUACCAUAAGCUUGAGCAAGAGAAAGAAACUAUAAUCAAAGAGUUGGUAGAGCUAAAAGCAAAGCUUCAUGAGGGAACAACAGAACGAAAUGAUGAAUUUGAGGAUAGAGAGAAUGCUCUGUUCUUGGGAUCUGAUCCAACGAAUACAAAUCAUGAAGUUUACACAAGCUUAAAUUAUGAAAAAACUCGAAAAUUACUAGAUUUAAAAGAUGGGUUUUCGGAUAGUGAUUCCAGUGGGGUUUUGAACGAUGAAAACAUGAAUGUCAACAACCCUCGUGGGAGCCCGUUCCUAAAUAUGAAAAACUUCGGGCUCUCAGCUUCUUUAUGUUCGUCAUCAGCUACGACUUCGAAUCACACAGAGCUUGUAGAUCCAAGGGCAUAUCAACAACAAUCAGAUCCAUAUUUAGUUAGCAAUGUUGAGGAAGAAUCUUGCAACAUUUUUUUGGUGGAUCAAGCACCUAAUCUUUGUUGGUACUUUCGGGAUCACAUGAACUAGUAGCUAAAUGACUUAUAUAGUUUGUAGUUGAAGCUUAUGAAAUUGAAUAAUCAUGUAAUAUUUUUGUUAUCAAGUAUAUUAAAAUAGUUGAAAAUUUAUG